Messenger RNA from Schistocerca cancellata (South American locust), 804 nucleotides. RefSeq names its product cuticle protein 21-like. NCBI's taxonomy places the organism in Eukaryota, Metazoa, Arthropoda, Insecta, Orthoptera, Acrididae. Gene Ontology annotation, cellular component: extracellular matrix. The record is from RefSeq and is a predicted model, not a curated record. Bases 1 to 804 code for a protein of 267 amino acids. The transcript has 4 exons.
AUGGCUCUUCAGGUACUGUUGUGCGCAUGCGCGCUGCUGGGCGCGGCCAAUGCGGGCUACCUGGGCUCUCCCGCCGUCUCCUACUCGGCGGCUCCCGUCCUGCGAGGCGGCCUUCCUUACAACGCCGGACUCGGACUCACAGGAGGCCUGGCCGGAGAUGGCGCUGCUUCCGCUGCCGCCGCCGCCGCCGCAGCCGCAGCAGCUAGGGCCAGACUGUCUGGUGCUGGCAUCGGUGGCUAUGCUCCUGGCUACACUGGCGCACUAGGAGGUGACUACCCUGGUGUUGGUAUUGGUGGUGCCUACUCUCGUCUCGCUCCUGGCUACGCUGGUCUGGCCGCCGCUCGUUACGCCGGAGGUCUGGGCCGAUUGGCUGGUGGGCUGCCCGCCGAGCUGGCUGACCCAUACUACGACCCCAACCCGCAAUACAGCUUCAGCUACAGCGUCAGCGACGCCCUGACCGGCGACGCCAAGCAGCAGCAGGAGAGCCGCAGCGGCGACGUGGUGGAGGGCAGCUACAGCCUGGUAGAGCCCGACGGCAGCGUCCGCACUGUGCAGUACACGGCUGCCCCUGGUGCAGGUUUUAAUGCUGUCGUCUCCAAGGAUGGUGUCCCAACUGGGCCUGCCUCCCUGGGAGCCGCUGUCGUUCCUGCCGCUGCCGCUGCUCGAAACAUCCUUCCAGGAGGCAUACUUUCUGGAGCUGCUCGCUCUCUGCUGUCUCCAGAUGCCGCUGCUGGAGUCUACGGAGCACCUCUGAAGACGGCGCAUGCCUCCCUCGCCACUCCACACGCAAAGGUACACUACUAG